GCGGAGUACCAUUGACGAAUCACGACUGUCACGAGUGAGGGAGAAAGAGAAAAUAUCAGUGGUAGGGGAGGAAGUAAAUUUGAUGGGUAAAUAGUUAAAAUUAGUGUCCUAAUAUAUAAAGUGAAAAGAACAAGAGAAGCACAAUUAAAAGCAAGAAAUUGACAAGUCAUCAACCACGGCAGGAACAGUGUCGGGUUGAGUCCGUACCCGGUCCCCACUUCCGUGCCCACCCGCUUCAGGAUACUCUCUUCUUCCCCUUUCUUCCAUCGCUUCAUCUCCUCUAUCUCUGCCCAGAUUACACCCCACACAGCAAAGCUUGCUUUAAGCCCACACAUAUAAAUAGACCUACGCAUUCAAGUAAAAAAUAACAGAGCUUUUCCUGCGCUUCCUCUGAAGCUCCUUAUUACAAAUCAUCUUCGAUAAGAACAAUUGUAUUUAGAAUCUGUACUCUGUUUUCGGGUUUCAAUUACUUUACCUAGUUGUUCAUUUACGCCUUCUGAAAUUGCGAAGCUUUGGAGUAGUUUUUAAUUUAAGCUGAAUUCUGGAGGGUGGUUUCUGUUCUGGAUUGAGCUGCUUGGGUACAGAAAUGGAGUCAUUGGAGUCGGGUCAAGCUAGAUCCGUGGCUUAUGCAGCGCCAGCCGGAGAUAUCCGAGGCGAGUUUGAACAAUUUGGCAACGAGGGAAUCCACGCCGGUUUAAUGCCUGUAGUAGCGGAGGAAGCUGGAAGUUCGUUCACUGCACUGCUCGAGCUCCCGGCGGAGCAGGCGGUUGAGCUCCUGGUUCAUUCGUCGGAAAUAGUAGUGUCUCCGGCGACGAACGUUCCUGAAAUUGAACAUCAGAGAGAAUAUCGAAACGGCUUUCUUUCGCAGCCAAUUUUCCCCUCAGAUACAGCUCUAAUCGACCGAGGCUCCAAAUUAUCUGUGUUCGCGGGGAAAUCUCCCUCGAAUUCGCUGUCCAAGUCGCAGUGCAUGAAGCAAGAGCCGUCGGAUUCAACCCCGAUUUUAUCGUCCCCCGCUGUUUCCAAUCCAGCCGUCGACCAGAAGUGCACCAAACGGAAUGAGAGGGAGACAAAGAUUAAAGAGCCCUGCAAGAAGAAGAGCAAGAAAGCAGCAAUGAAUGCAAUGGCAGUAGACGGUGGCGAGAAGCUUCCCUAUGUUCAUGUUCGAGCUCGCCGCGGCCAAGCCACUGAUAGCCAUAGCUUAGCGGAGAGAGCAAGAAGAGAGAAGAUUAAUGCUAGAAUGAAGCUUUUACAGGAGCUGGUCCCAGGAUGUAACAAGAUUUCGGGUACUGCAUUAGUGUUGGAUGAGAUCAUUAACCAUGUUCAGUUCCUACAACGCCAAGUUGAGUUCUUAUCAAUGAGACUUGCUGCUGUCAACCCAAGAAUCGAUUUUAAUCUUGAUGCUCUCUUCAGUGUUCAACAGAGUGAGGCCCCCUCUAUGGAAAAUAACUGCACUGGCAUGAUAAUGCCCUCAAUGUGGGUAGGAGAAGAAGGGCAAGCUAAUGAGAACAGUCACCAACAGCAACUAUGGCAACAGCAUUCUGAUGGAUUCCAUCAACCUUUGUGGACUAGGGAAGAGCAGUCUAGCUUCAUUGCACAUGAAAACUCACUAUUAACCUAUGAUCAACCAGCAAAUUCAGGCGAUUUUCCUAUGCAUGAAUGUCAGCUAAAAAUGGAGAUAUGAUAGCAAAAACGGAAGCGUUUUGGAGUAGCUAGGCAGACAUGUAUAUAUCUCAAUUAUAGCGAUAGAUAGCGUCCUGGUUGAAAACCGAGAUCUGAAAAUAACAAGUAAUAUCAAUGGCAGAGAGGUGGUGCAUAAGUUUAUGAGGUCUGUUGUAGUAUGAAUGGAAUGAAGAACACUAACGUAGAGGAGGGUGGAAGAGCCAUUGUAUGUCUGUUAUAUUUUUCCAUGUUUUGUAUGAUGGGAUAUGGUUCACUUAUAAACAAGA
This is a messenger RNA of Cuscuta epithymum, 1946 nucleotides long. The record is from the annotation of a GenBank genome assembly. NCBI's taxonomy places the organism in Eukaryota, Viridiplantae, Streptophyta, Magnoliopsida, Solanales, Convolvulaceae.